AUCUUGAUUUUUCGACUUGUCAAAAUAUUUUCUUUCGUUCUGUUUAUGGCAAGUAUUAAAUCACGAAAUUAUGCAUAAAAUUCAAUUAAUCAACAACGAAUAGUGAUAAUGAACCCAAUUACCAAUUAAUCAUCUUGAUCCGACACAUAACUUCCCCAUGUUAAAAUUCUUACUGAUCACCAAUUGUUGUUCGUUAGGCCACCAAUAAAAUUUUAGCUGGUUGAUGUGGACAUUUACAAAAUAAAAAAAAAACUUUUUUUUCCUCUCUUUGCACGCAAAGUGGCAUAUACACAAAUUUUAUUUAAAAACAGGUAUAAUGCGAUUAUGAGAAGUGAAAAUAAUGUUGACAAUUGAGCCAUAGGCAAAUAAGUGUAAGAGAACAAGAACGAACAUUCGAUAAUUCGAAUUAUGGAAAAUGAAAAUUCGUUUUGGAAGCAAAACAAUCGAGCACUUCCCGGCAGAAUAAAAGAUCAAAAAGUUGUAAAUAAAGGUGGAAAUAAGGUGCCAACGUCAUUUCAGGAUUUCCAAGAAUCCGUGCAAGAUGCAUGGGACAUGGGUGAUGACGAAUUCUGCAAAAUAUCGAGCACGUCAGAUGCAAAAAUCUCAAAACGCGUCUCCCACUCAGCCGCUUUAAAUGUAAUCAAGACGCAUCGAAGCAACAAAAUUAUCACCGAAAAUAUUCACAAGUCUUCCAUUGGUACGAACAAAGUUGUUAAUUGUGAUGCAGUGCCGGCAACGACGGGACCGAUAAACAAUGAUCACAUCGACGCAAUAGACGAACAAAGUACUGAACAGUCCGAUCAUUCAACGUCCGAUGCUCGUCCGAAAUACCGUCAAAUUCACGCAUAUCCUGGCCGACCGCAAUUGCUCCGUUUAUCGUCGAAUUUAUCACGUGACGUCGAAUACGAAUCAAAGAUUGAAAAGUUCCAAACGCUACUGGAGGCUCCGAUGCUGAACUUGAUUGCACUGAAAGAAUUGAGCUGGUCAGGCGUGCCAAGUAAAAUGCGUGCGGUAACAUGGCGAUUACUGUCGGGAUACUUGCCAACCAGUCUUGAGCGACGGAAUUCGGUGCUGGAGCGGAAACGAUUGGAUUAUCACAGUUUGGUCGCUCAGUAUUUCCGAGUGGAAAAUCGCGACGAAGGACAACAGGACACGUAUCGUCAGAUUCAUAUCGAUGUGCCGCGCAUGAAUCCGCAUGUUCAAUUAUUCCAACAGAAUCUGGUGCAAGAAAUGUUCGAACGAAUACUGUUCAUCUGGGCCAUUAGACAUCCAGCGUCCGGUUAUGUCCAAGGCAUCAACGAUUUGGUAACACCGUUUUUCAUCAUAUUUCUGCAGGAGGCUUUAGUGUCAAGCAACGAUUUGGAUUCAUUCAAAAUCGAAGAUUUGUCGGAGGAACAAAGGAACAUUAUCGAAGCGGACUCGUUCUGGUGUUUGUCAAAGUUUUUGGAUUGCAUUCAAGACAAUUACAUUUUCGCUCAGUUGGGUAUCCAAGCUAAAGUCAAUCAGUUGAAGGAGUUAAUACAACGAAUUGAUGGAACCUUACACAAACAACUACAAACCCACGGCGUCGAUUAUCUUCAAUUUUCCUUCCGCUGGAUGAACAACUUAUUAACUAGAGAACUGAAUUUGCGCUGUACGAUUCGAUUAUGGGACACAUAUCUGGCCGAAUCAGACGGUUUUGCCGUUUUUCAAUUGUAUGUCUGUGCGGCGUUUUUGUUACACUGGCGCGAACAAUUGCUGCAGGAAAAGGACUUUCAGGGCUUAAUGUUGCUUCUACAAAAUUUGCCAACGCAUAAUUGGUCGGACUCACACAUCGGUAUACUGGUGGCAGAGGCGUAUCGUUUGAAAUUUACGUAUGCUGAUGCGCCGAAACAUUUAGAAGGUAAAAGUUGACAACAUAGCGGCUGCGGUGAAAGUAAGUUCGAUCGUCAAUACUACUCCUUCAAGUGCAUAUAAAUCGGCAAAAAAAAAACGAGAGAAAAUGGAAAUGGAAACUGGCAAAUUCGAAAGAAAGGGAAGAAAAUGAAAAACAAAAGUAAAACAAAAAUCAAAUCUAUCUACUGGGUGUCCAUUCUGCAUUCAAAAUUUCAAUGCGAUUUUCGAUUAAAAUGUUUUGAGAAUUGAUCACGAUUAUCUGUUGGCUAAGCGACUAAAUUAUGUUGAAAAAAGUAUAAUUAGACAGACAUGUAGAAUUUAAAACCAACAAACAAAAAGAAAACCUAUUAUGAUACUGGAAUACAUUUGAUAUAACAAUAAUAA
Molecule: messenger RNA, 2259 nt
Organism: Bradysia coprophila
Lineage: Eukaryota; Metazoa; Arthropoda; Insecta; Diptera; Sciaridae
Gene: Tbc1d22
Product: TBC1 domain family member 22
Biological process (GO): activation of GTPase activity
Molecular function (GO): GTPase activator activity
Source: RefSeq, a predicted model, not a curated record